AUUGCUACACGCUUUCGAGGCUAGGGUUGCCUCGUCCUCCUCGCUGUCCACAUGGCGCGAAUCCUCAUGCGGCUCCUCCUCCUCGCCGCGGCGGCGGCGGUGGCGGCGGGGGACGGCUGCCUCAACUCCGGCUGCGUCGCGCUGGGCUCCUACCUCGUCGCCCGGAACCAGAACCUCACCUACAUCGCCAGCCUCUUCGGCAUCGGCGACUACCACGCGCUGGCGCGCUACAACCCCGGCACCACAAACCUGGACUACAUCCAGGCCGGCCAGAGCGUCAACAUCUCCUUCACCUGCGGCUGCCACACGUUCCCCAACUCGGACGCCACCUACCUCGGCGGCUCCUUCCCGCACAAGGUUGUCACCGGCGACACCUACGGCGGCAUCGCCCAGAACUACAACAACCUCACCUCCGCCGCCUGGCUUGCCGUCACCAACCCGUAUCCCACGAACAACAUCCCCGACACCAACACCGUGGUGAACGUCACGGUCAACUGCACCUGCGGGGACCCGAAGAUCUCGUCGGACUACGGGUUCUUCCUCACCUACCCGCUCAUGGGCCAGACCCUCGCCGCCGUCGCCGCCAACUACAGCUUCAACUCGUCGUCGCAGUUGGACCUGCUCCGCAAGUAUAACCCCGGCAUGGACACCGCUACAUCCGGGCUCGUUUUCAUCCCCGUCAAAGAUGGCAAUGGAAGUUACCAUCCUUUAAAACCACCAGGAAACGGAGGUUCUAUAGGAGCUAUAGUAGGAGGAGUUGUUGGUGGUGUUGCUAUUCUGGUCCUGGGCGUCUUGUUAUAUAUCAUGUUCUAUAGGCGAAAAAAGGCAAACAAGGCUGCCUUACUUCCAUCUUCUGAAGAUUCUACCCAACUUGCUACUACAUCCAUGGAUAAAUCUGCCUUGUCAACCAGUCAAGCUGAUAGUAGCUCUGGAGUUCCAGGAAUUACUGUUGAUAAAUCAGUAGAGUUCUCGUAUGAAGAACUUUUUAAUGCCACAGAGGGAUUUAGCAUGAGUAACAAAAUCGGGCAAGGUGGUUUUGGUGCUGUCUAUUAUGCUGAGCUCAGGGGCGAGAAAGCUGCCAUAAAGAAAAUGGAUAUGCAGGCUUCUCACGAGUUCCUUGCUGAGUUAAAAGUUUUGACACAUGUUCAUCAUUUGAAUCUGGUGCGCUUGAUUGGUUUUUGCACCGAAAGUUCCUUGUUUCUUGUCUAUGAGUUCAUCGAGAAUGGGAACUUAAGCCAGCAUUUGCGUGGAACUGGUUAUGAGCCUCUGUCUUGGGCUGCCAGGGUUCAGAUUGCACUAGAUUCAGCAAGAGGUCUUGAGUACAUUCAUGAACAUACUGUCCCAGUGUACAUACAUCGGGACAUCAAAUCAGCAAAUAUCUUGAUAGACAAGAACUACCGUGCAAAGGUCGCAGAUUUUGGUUUAACAAAACUUACAGAAGUUGGUAAUACAUCACUACCCACACGUGGAAUCGUGGGCACAUUUGGUUACAUGCCUCCUGAAUAUGCUCGGUACGGUGAUGUUUCUCCAAAGGUCGAUGUUUAUGCCUUUGGCGUUGUCCUCUACGAACUUAUUUCGGCCAAAGACGCCAUUGUCAGAUCAACCGAGUCUUCCAGUGAUUCAAAGGGAUUGGUUUAUCUGUUUGAGGAGGCUCUCAACACACCGGAUCCCAAGGAAGGCCUUCAAAGACUGAUUGAUCCGGCGCUCGGCGAGGAUUACCCCAUCGACUCGAUCCUCAAGAUGACGGUCCUGGCAAGGGCGUGCACGCAGGAAGACCCCAAGGCAAGGCCCACGAUGAGAUCCAUAGUGGUGGCGCUGAUGACGCUGUCGUCAACCAGCGAGUUCUGGGACAUGAACGCGAUCCAGGAGAACCAAGGUGUCGUGAACCUCAUGUCCGGGAGAUGACUCCUGUCCCUGUGGGCUGUGGUAUAUAUUAUUGUACGUCCUACCUGCCUUCCCCUGGGCAAUUGUACAUUAGGGCUCAUUUGUACGGCCCGUUGACGGCCAGAGAGGAGGGCCACUGUAGGUAUUUACAAUGUAAUAUCUUGUCACUCAAGGGUUUUCUCCCGUGUUUAGGCUCCCUUUGGAACAAAAAGGAAAUUUCCUGAACCUGUGUUUUUUGCUGUAUUUUUUAACUAAUUUCUAUGAAAUUCUUAUAGCAUUCAUGUGAA
This is a messenger RNA of Zea mays, 2171 nucleotides long. RefSeq lists its product as uncharacterized. The record is from RefSeq and is marked validated. Lineage: Eukaryota; Viridiplantae; Streptophyta; Magnoliopsida; Poales; Poaceae. Gene Ontology annotation, molecular function: ATP binding; transmembrane receptor protein kinase activity. Gene Ontology annotation, biological process: innate immune response; protein phosphorylation.